CCGGUUUGAGAAUACCAUAAACAUGAAUGAAAUUAUACAUUCGGAUUUGGUAUUUUUUUCUCAUUUCAUAUUUUAAGUAAAAUACCGUUUAAUAAUCUCGAAUAUUUUAUGAAGAUGAUUUAAAAUAAAACCAUUUGUUGUUUCUGGUGCUUUUUGUUUUAUAUGUCAAAGUGGUAUUUUCGAAGAAAUGGGUUAAUUUAAAAACCGAAAUUACCGGAGGAUUAGCAUAUCGUUAUGAAUGCCGAUCUCGCAGCUGAUAACAUUUCAUUUUAUGGUUUAUUCAAUUCUGACGCCUAUGAUACUCUAAUUAAGCACGUUGAAGAGGAAUUGAAGGAAAAUGCUAGACAAUUGGAAGCUUGUGUGUCGGAAGUGACUGAUUUAUGUUUAGAAUUCCCCGAGAAGAAAGAAGAUGAAGAGAAUCCGGUUGAAGCCCUAAAAUUUGUCCGCCAGAAUCGAAUAUUAGAUUCUCUGAGUUGCUUUGAUUUAGAUGCCGAUCAAUUAACUUGUACCUUAUCUGAUAUAAUUCAGAACAGCGAGAGAAAUGAAAAGCAACUCGCAUUAGAUAUUUUAUACACAUUCGAAAAAGAAGGUAUUGUUUAUCCUAAACCGGGAGCUGACUUAAGCGAAUCCAGGUUAAAUGUCGUAGACGAUGCUGGUGACAGAGCAACUCAGGAUACAUGGAAUGUUCUCAUAUCGAAACUCAAGCGUUCUCUUUUGCACGAUGCUACGCCAGAAUCUAUAUCUUUGGCGUCAGCUUUUUCUUGUCCUCAAUCUUUAUGGACCUCAUACAGUGUUUUACGAAUGCAGUAUUUACAAAACCUCUUCCGAUCAUCACCUACCUCUACUUUUACAGAAUAUAUCGAUUCAGUGGUCCAAAAGUUGAAGAUUUAUACAUCUUGUGCCAUAUCAGAUUUGGAAAGUGUAGCAUGUGGAGCCCUUAGCCCACCACCCAACGCCUUGAAUGUUCUUUAUGAAGAUGUUUUAUUUGAUUUGUGCCAUUCUAUAUCAAACAUGCUGCAACCAACUGAGUGCAAUGGCCGACUAUCAUCAACUCCAGACGCUGUUAGAAAGUCCAGGAGCGAAGCUACUUUCAAAAAACCACCCUUAUCUAGACUUCGGCAGCAGAGUAGUUCUGUAGAAAACCUUAACACAAACCAUGUCCUAAGCACAGAGCAAUUACUCGACUUAUGUAGAUUUAUAGACGCUGCAUCCGAUGCUCUUCGGGAAAUAGAAGAGAUGAAUUACUGUUUACUUUCCUCUCUACCUCGUUCUCGCACUAGAUCUGUAAAAUCAGCUUUAAAGCCAGUUACAAACAAAGAAGAUAUACCCGAAACUCGAAAAAUCUGGGUGUCGUACUUGGACAAGCACUCUCAGGCCGUUAUUGCUACUAUUCAAAUAUACUUGAAAGAAAAUGUCCAAAAUAUAAAAUUCUGCGAAGAGUUUCAUGUUUUACCGGGAAGAAGCCCAAAAAUAAUUGACAAGCAAAUACUGAGAAUAUGGAACAAUAUAAAUAGAAUUGUUCCAGUGUCAAAAGAAAGCUCUACAGUAGUUCAGAAUGCUUUUACCGAUUAUUGUUCUCAUUCGUUGAAGAAUCUAAUGAAACAGUUUUACGCAUUUUUGGAAAUCAUUGCUAGUGGAGAUAGGUCUAAUGAAGAUUAUUUUCACGUACUGGCCUCUACUAUAUACCUAGCCGAAAAAACAAGAAAGAUAAGUGCGAAAUCCGACUUCGGCCAACUUGUGGGAGCUGUUAUCGACCAAAUAGUUUCCUCUCAAAUGUCAGUCAUCUCAUCUAGCGUUCUUCAAGACGCUGAUAGUCAAUUUUGGAAAAGCAGUCAAGCAUUUUAUGAAGAUGAAAGAUGUUCUUUUUCAGUUCAAGCUUGGCAUAACAGGAUGUUUUACAUACGGCAUCACCUGGCAAAAAUUGGUGUACCAGCCACAGAGAGUCGUAAAGUAUUGUCAAGAAUUCUAAAAGAGUCGCUAGAUAUCUUAGUAGAUCGUUAUAUAAUGGCGGAACCAUCGUACAAAAAGACGCCUUUAAUUCUAAAAGAUAUUCUAUCAACUCUUCUUUUCGCUUCCGACCACUUGUUGGCGGCUUCCUCAAAUAUUGGCGACUAUCUAGACGCUGUGGAAUCAAAUGUCUACAGAUGGAUCCAUACAAAUUGUAGUUCUCUGCUGGCAACGAUGGCAAUAGUUUCUUCUCCACUAAAAACAUUGUACCGCACUUUUAAAAGAGGUUAUGCAAAGAAAAAAACAAAUGCUUGCGAAGAUGAAUUAUUUCUUAAGGCCUAUCCAUCUCAUUGGCUGUCUUGGAUUAGACCAAGUUUAAUUCCGUUUGGCUUUUCUUCUAUGUUCGAAUUGCAGACUUUUUCCGCAAUUUAUUUACAAGUUGAAUUGCUAUCUUCUCAGACUGAGCCUCGGUUAGACUUACUUUUGGAAGCUUUAACGCUAAAGCAUUAUACAUUGAGUAUACUACUGCUGAAGAAUGUAACUGACGAAAAAUAUUUUACUUCGGUUCUCUUCUUACUAGUUCAUACCUUUCCUGAUGCUUUAAAAUCUUGUUUAAUUCCACUAAUUGACUCGGCUGACGAAUGGUCUGUUUUGGACGGCCAUUCUACGCCGACAAUAUGGCUCAAAUCUCUCAUUACUCUUCUGGAACCAUUGUUUAAGCGACCAAGUAGAGUAGCCAAAAAGUUCUUAGAACGCACAAUACCCCAUUCCAUAUUUAAAGAUGACUUGUUGGCAUGUGGCUGUCAACCCUCACUAGAAGACGAUUCUACGGAAUUUGAUUCAUUUUCGGAAGCAUUAACGUAUUUAAUCCGGUCUUUUGUUGACUUGAGCGCAAGUUUACCCCCUGCACUGGCUUCUUUCAUCACAGCAGCCGAUUCAAAAACAGAUAAUGCUCCAAGAAAGAGCGUUGCUUGUUUAUUGUUUGCAGCAGCAGCUAGAAACACCUUACAAAGGAUGGAGAGUACUACAUUGGCCCAAGCAAUUUUUAGUGUGCUUGUCUUCGAGAAACCUUCAAAUAAAAUAGCCGCAGAGUUUGUUAAAAAGAAUGAAAAAUUCGUGGAAGCAUGUGUUAAGAAGAUCAUUAAAAAUACGGAAAGAACAGAAUGUGGAGAAAUAGAAGAUGUUGACAAAUAUCUAUCUCAAGAAAGUGAAUUAGUAUUUUCAACAAUAUCUGAUUGUGUCCUGGAAAAGAUAGACGGAAAGAACGCUUUUAAUAAUGUAUAUCAAUUAGUGACGCAAAAUAAGUGUUGGGUAGGCAGCGAGCUCAAAGUUUCUCUCUUCUUCGGCGUUCAAUCAGCUGACGUUGAAUUUCAAAUGCCGGUCGACGUUAUUGAUGAGCCAUUUAAUCCCAUUCAAGAGUCAACGCACGUUCAUGGCGUUCGAUUUGAACAUAAAUUUGUAGAGGAAUAUCAGCUCGAUUGGGAGCGGCUACUACAAAAUGAUUUGGGACUAUCGGAGGCAAAUGUUCGGCUAUUAAUAAGUAAGCGAAUUGAGUUCAGGGAUAAUAACGGAUUAAGUGAUGACGAAUUAAAAUACGUCAAAACCCUCAAACAGGUUUUCGCCAUUCCUUGACUGUGUUGUCUCAGUAGUUGGAAUAAAUUACUUACAGAAUUAGAAA
Molecule: messenger RNA, 3625 nt
Organism: Dimorphilus gyrociliatus
Lineage: Eukaryota; Metazoa; Annelida; Polychaeta; Dinophilidae
Source: the annotation of a GenBank genome assembly